AUGAAAGGCUUCCUUAGCCUCACACUGCUCCCGUUGCUGGCAUCGGCCUCACCUAUGGUGGUGGGCUCCAUCCACAAUGAGGCCGCUCCUAUCCUCUCAUCGAUGAACUCACAAGAAAUCCCUGACUCCUAUAUCGUGGUAUUCAAGAAGCACAUCGAUCAGAGCUCCGCCUCAGACCACCACAGCUGGGUGCAGGACAUCCACACCGCCCAGAACGGUCGGAUGGAGCUGAAGAAGCGUUCGCUGUUCGGUUUCGACUUUGAGGCCUUCACGGGUGUCAAGCACACUUUCCACGUCGGUGGACAACUCAUGGGAUAUGCUGGUCACUUCCACGAGGAUGUCAUCGAGCAGGUCCGCCGUCAUCCUGAUGUCGAGUACAUUGAGAAGGACUCUGAGGUCCGCACCAUGAGCGAGGGUACCGUUGAGAAGAACGCCCCCUGGGGUCUUGCCCGUAUCUCUCACCGUGACACCCUCUCCUUCGGUAACUUCAACAAGUACCUCUACGCUGAAGAGGGUGGUGAGGGUGUUGAUGCCUACGUGAUUGAUACCGGUACCAACACCGAGCACGUUGACUUCGAGGGUCGUGCCAGUUGGGGCCAGACCAUCCCCCAGGGUGAUGCCGAUGAGGAUGGAAACGGUCACGGAACUCACUGCUCUGGUACCAUUGCCGGCAAGAAGUACGGUGUUGCCAAGAAGGCCAACGUCUACGCUGUCAAGGUCCUCCGCUCCAACGGCUCCGGCACCAUGUCUGAUGUCGUCAAGGGUGUUGAGUGGGCUGCCGAGGCUCACAUCAAGAAGGCCAAGAAGGGUGACAAGAAGUUCAAGGGUAGCGUUGCCAACAUGUCUCUUGGCGGCGGUAGCUCUCGUACUCUCGAUCUCGCUGUCAACGCCGCCGUUGACGCCGGACUUCACUUCGCUGUCGCUGCUGGUAACGACAACGCUGAUGCUUGCAACUACUCCCCCGCUGCUGCCGAGAAGGCCGUCACUGUUGGCGCCUCUACUCUCGCUGAUGAGCGUGCCUACUUCUCCAACUACGGAAAGUGCACUGACAUCUUCGCUCCCGGUCUGAACAUUCUGUCCACCUGGACCGGCAGCAAGUACGCCACCAACACCAUCUCCGGAACCUCCAUGGCUUCCCCCACAUUGCCGGACUCUGCCUUUGCCGUUGCUGAGGUCACCCCCAAGCAGCUCAAGGCCGCCAUCAUCGCCAUCGCUACCGAGGGUACCCUUACUGACAUUCCCUCCGACACCCCCAACCUCCUCGCCUGGAACGGUGGUGGUUCCUCCAACUACUCCGACAUCGUCGCCGGCGGUGGCUACAAGGUCGGCAGCAGCGUCGAGGACGCUGUCAAGGACCGCGUCGGCAGCAUCAUUGAGGAUGCCGAGAAGGCCUUCCACAAGGAGCUCGGUGCCAUCUACAGCGAGAUCAAGGAUGCUGUUUCCGCAUAG
Penicillium brevicompactum is the source of this 1449-nucleotide messenger RNA. Its product is annotated as S8 family peptidase. The coding region runs from base 1 to 1449 and encodes 482 amino acids. Lineage: Eukaryota; Fungi; Ascomycota; Eurotiomycetes; Eurotiales; Aspergillaceae. The record is from RefSeq and is a predicted model, not a curated record. Gene Ontology annotation, molecular function: serine-type endopeptidase activity. The transcript has 4 exons. Gene Ontology annotation, biological process: proteolysis.